Molecule: messenger RNA, 576 nt
Organism: Parnassius mnemosyne (clouded apollo)
Lineage: Eukaryota; Metazoa; Arthropoda; Insecta; Lepidoptera; Papilionidae
Source: the annotation of a GenBank genome assembly
AUGCCUGAUGCUGAUAUGGAGAGGGUCCCGAAAAAUGGAUCUGAUUGCGGUACAAAUACCGAUGAAAAUGAGGAUGAAAACUCAAAUUCUGGUACAGCAAUACUUCAAAAGAAGACUAGAAAGCGUGGGAUUGUUUAUUUAUCAACGAUACCACCUUACAUGAAUGUUGCAAAGAUUCGAGAAAUUUUCAGUCAAUAUGGUGAAGUCGGUAGGAUAUAUCUUCAACCGAGUACAAAGCCUGGUGAGAAACGCAAGCAUAUUCCCAACCAAUUCACAGAGGGCUGGGUUGAAUUUCAAAAGAAAAAAGUUGCUAAACAAGUUGCAGCCAGUCUCAAUAACACAAAAAUUGGAACACGAAAGAAAUCUCGCUAUUACGAUAUGAUAUGGAAUAUUAAAUAUAUACCAAGAUUUAAAUGGGUGCAUUUGAGCGAAAGACUGGCAUAUGAACGAGCUGCAAUGAAACAGAGACUUCGUGCUGAAAUAUCACAGGCUAAGAAGGAGGCUCAUUACUUACAGAGUAAUGUUGAGAAGAGCAAAAAGAUAAAACGAAGGAAAGCUGCUGAAAAUGGAGAUUGA